CUCUCUCUAACAUUCAACCCAGCGUCAUACUCUUAUUAGUGACAGUCGUUUUUUAAGUGCAAGCAUCUCAGUCUCGUUUCUGCUCUAUAUAUCAGUCCAGUUUUUACGUCCUUUAGUUUGAGCGAGGUGAUCAUUAAUGGCGGAAGAACACCAGAAAUGCAGUGAUCAAGAGUGCAAUACCGGCCCCACCACGACCAGCGUGGAGACCACGGAUCGUGGGUUGUUCGAUUUCUUGGGGAAGAAAAAGGACGAGAAGCCACAACCAGCACAAGAGGAGGUGAUCGUACAGGAGGAGGAAGUGAUGGUCAACGAGUUUGAGAAGUUCAAGGUGUCAGAACAACCCGAAGGGUACAAGAAAGAAGAGGAGGUUGAGAAGAAGCCUGGCCUCCUUGAGAAGCUUCACCGAUCUAAAAGCAACUCCAGUAGCUCGUCUAGCGAUGAUGAGGAAGAAGUAGAAGAGGGAGGAGAGAAGAAAAAGAAGAAAAAGAAGGGAUUGAAGGAAACGCUCAAGGAGAAGAUGGCGGGUGACAAGGAAGAGGAGAAGAAGGAGGAGCUAAAAUACAAGGAAGAGGUUAAGAAGGAGGAGCUAAAACACAAGGAAGAGGAGAAGAGAGAGGAGUUAGAAUUCAAGGAAGAGAAGAAGAGAGAGGAGUUAGAAUACAAGGAAGAGGAGAAGAGAGAGGAGAGAGAGGAGAAAGAAGAAGACACCUCCGUCCCCAUCGAGAGGUAUGACGACGUCAGCGAAGUCACACCUCAAGGUGAGGCAGCACAGCCAGAGGAGAAGAAGGGUUUUAUGGAAAAGAUCAAAGGGAAGCUACCUGGCCACCACAAGAAACCGGAAGAACCCAUCCCCACUUCGCCUGCGCCUUCCCCGGUUACUGAGUCUGCCGGAGAAGUGCAUCCUCAGGAAGGCGAGGCCAAAGAGAAGAAGGGAAUCUUCGAGAAGAUCAAGGAAAAAUUGCCGGGCUACCAUAAGAACGGUGAUCAGGAGAAAAAAGAGGAGUAUGCAGGUGGCAACUAAUUAAGAAACGGAUCGUGAUUAUAGCGAUUGUGUUUGAUUCCUUUGUUUCAUAUCAUAUCAUGUAUGUGUUUCUCUUUUUUUCCCUAUCCAUAUGUAAGUGCUUGACGUGCUUAUGCUUUGUUUUGGAUUUUGGUUUAAUUCCUUUCUUUGGUGUGAUAUAUACAUAAUUAAGGGGAGUUUUUAUCAUUUCCUAUA
This is a messenger RNA of Macadamia integrifolia, 1216 nucleotides long. RefSeq names its product dehydrin COR410-like. The record is from RefSeq and is a predicted model, not a curated record. Gene Ontology annotation, biological process: response to water. Bases 137 to 1021 code for a protein of 294 amino acids. NCBI's taxonomy places the organism in Eukaryota, Viridiplantae, Streptophyta, Magnoliopsida, Proteales, Proteaceae. Gene Ontology annotation, cellular component: membrane. The transcript has 2 exons.